Messenger RNA from Engraulis encrasicolus (European anchovy), 2543 nucleotides. RefSeq names its product general transcription factor IIB (gene gtf2b). The coding region runs from base 559 to 1509 and encodes 316 amino acids. The transcript has a single exon. Gene Ontology annotation, molecular function: TBP-class protein binding; RNA polymerase II general transcription initiation factor activity; acetyltransferase activity. The record is from RefSeq and is a predicted model, not a curated record. NCBI's taxonomy places the organism in Eukaryota, Metazoa, Chordata, Actinopteri, Clupeiformes, Engraulidae. Gene Ontology annotation, biological process: RNA polymerase II core complex assembly; protein acetylation; transcriptional start site selection at RNA polymerase II promoter. Gene Ontology annotation, cellular component: transcription preinitiation complex; nucleus.
CUUUUUGUCCGACAAACACGUUUGGUUGCACCCGGAAGUGUUGUGAUGGAAAGAAAGGAAAGGGGAAAGCGUCAACGUUGUUGUUUUACACUUCUGAAAUGAUACCGUGAAAGGAUACAGAGGGACAGAAUUUCGGUUAUUACAAGAAUGCCCAUGCAAGUGACCGAAGAAAACCAACUCGGUGUGUGGUGGUGGACUCUGACCAGCUUUCCCAGAUAGGAUACAACUUCGAUUUCAGUGCAAGUACUACGUGUAGUUCAUAAAUUAAGGUAGCUAGUGCUUAGCUGCUCCACAUGUACCCUGUUAACCAAGCGGAAUUCACGCCAGUUGGUGACACUGACACCACAUCUUACAGAAACAAGGAGGGUCCUUGAAUCGAGACAUUACAAAGCAAACAAAAAGUAACGGUUCACACUCGCGACAGCUGGCAGUGGUUCACGCGACUAGCUACUAGCUCUAGUAACUGAAGACAACUUGUGCUGCCACAGGAAGUUGACCAAAUCAAAGACUCUGAGCAACUGAUCCUGUCUUGUACCUGUACAGAAGGAGGUAAGAGGAAUGGCGUCGACUAGCCGUGUAGAUUCACUGCCAAAAGUGCAAUGCCCCAACCACCCAGACGCCCUUCUUGUGGAGGAUUACAGGGCUGGGGAUAUGGUGUGCCCCGAGUGCGGCCUAGUUGUUGGCGACCGAGUAAUUGACGUGGGUUCCGAGUGGAGAACAUUCACAAAUGAGAAGGCUACCAAGGACCCUUCCCGUGUGGGAGAUGCUCAAAACACUCUCUUGAACGGGGGAGAUCUCACUACAAUGAUCAGCAAGGGCACAGGAGCCGCCAGCUUUGACGAGAUGGGCAACUCCAAGUACCAAAACAGGAGGACCAUGAGCAGUUCAGACCGUGCCAUGCUCAACGCCUUCAAAGAAAUCUCAACCAUGGCUGACAGGAUCAACCUCCCAAGAAACAUAGUGGACAGGACGAACAACCUGUUCAAGCAAGUGUAUGAACAAAAGAGUCUGAAGGGCCGCAGCAACGAUGCCAUCGCCUCAGCCUGUCUGUACAUCGCUUGCAGGCAAGAAGGGGUCCCCAGGACUUUCAAAGAAAUCUGUGCCGUGUCCAGGAUCUCCAAGAAGGAGAUUGGACGCUGUUUCAAACUUAUUCUGAAGGCCCUGGAGACCAGUGUGGACCUCAUCACCACUGGAGACUUCAUGUCUCGCUUCUGCUCCAACCUGGGCCUCCCCAAGCAGGUCCAGAUGGCUGCCACGUUCAUCGCCCGCAAGGCCGUGGAGCUGGACCUGGUUCCCGGUCGCAGUCCCAUCUCUGUGGCCGCCGCUGCCAUCUACAUGGCCUCUCAGGCCUCUGCCGAGAAGAAGACCCAGAAGGAGAUUGGGGACAUUGCAGGUGUGGCCGAUGUGACUAUUCGACAGUCCUACCGCCUCAUCUACCCGAGAGCCGCAGACCUCUUCCCACCAGAUUUCAAAUUCGAUACCCCUGUGGACAAGCUACCUCAGCUUUGAACAUUUCUGAUUUUUUGUUUUUGUUUUUUUGGGCCCCCUUCCUUGUGUUCUUGGGUUUUUUUCAUAACCACCAAUUUACAUUAGUAACAUUUCUAAUAACAUUUCUAGGCAAAUAUAAGUCUUGUAGGCAACCUGUUGAAAAAGGAAACGCAUUCCAAAGUUGUAAUCUAGAAUUGCUUAGUGUACUUAAGUUUAGUUCAUAAACAGCAUUUGUGUGUGUGUGUCUGUCUGUGUGAUUUCUGAGGCUCUUUUCAGCCGGGCAAGAUGUUUGUGGUACCUCUCUCUUUGGUCUUUAAACUGACCUGUCAGAAAUGCAUCUCAGAUUUGAUGCCACUGAUUCGGUUCUGAAGAUAUCUCGUCCCAGCAUAAUCUUAAAUAUAGUGGCGGAGACCUUUUUUUUUUUUUAACUGUGGAAGUUUAAAAAACAAGCAUUGCUGGCUGUGUGUGGGCAGAAUUUGCCUGAUAAUAUUUGCCCCCCGCUUGUAUACCUGAACUACCAGGGUAGUAUUCCAAGAGCCUGGCUCAGUAAACCAGGUUAAGGUAACCUUGAGGUUGUGGUAAAUCACCUGGAGUCCUCAUUUUCUUAACGAAAUGAUACAUGCAGGUACAUCUAUUAGCAUGUUUGUUUACCACUCCCUGUAGGUUAACUUAGCCUGGCGUGACCCUUCUGAAACACUGAAACUGCCUCUGACCAGCGACUAGUAAAUGCAAGAAACUGUGAUAACGGGGAGCCAUGUACAUGUCUGCCUGCUGUAGGCAUAGGCACUUGGAGACGAGAGCCAUGGCUGUUUCUAACAGAGGCUUUUUGAAGACGUCGGUCAGUCCCAUGUUUUCGCUGCAGUGGUCACUGCUUUAGGAUUUCACCUGCUAAUCUGAACCAUGUGUGUUGGUUUAUGAUAUGGUCUUGAAGGCACCUAGUCAUAGCCUUGCAUCUUGCUAAUUCUUUUGGUUAAAGGUUAAAGGUUGCCCGCUAAGGGAGGUAUCUGUUUGCUGCCUUGUUAAUAAAAUAUCGAAUUGAGCACCUUCAAAACAAA